CAGCGCUGACUCCGGAAGUGUUUCCGGGACCGGCAGCUUCGGUGUUUUUGAAUGAAAUCGGGCUGAUUCAUUGUAUACAGUGCGGGGAAGCAAUAGACACUGAAACCGAGGCCACACAUUACGUUUUACGCACUUCCCGGUCCACGAAAAUCACAGAGAAAUGGACAGACUUCUGCGGCUUGGUGGUGGAAUGCCUGGACUUGGUCAGGGACCACCAACUGAUGCCCCUGCAGUUGAUACGGCAGAACAGGUUUACAUCUCAUCUUUGGCAUUACUAAAGAUGCUGAAACAUGGUCGAGCUGGUGUUCCAAUGGAAGUCAUGGGCUUAAUGCUAGGAGAAUUUGUUGAUGACUACACAGUGAGAGUGAUUGAUGUAUUUGCUAUGCCUCAGUCUGGAACAGGGGUCAGUGUAGAAGCGGUAGAUCCUGUAUUUCAAGCCAAAAUGUUAGACAUGCUGAAACAAACUGGGAGGCCUGAGAUGGUUGUUGGUUGGUACCACAGUCACCCUGGCUUUGGCUGCUGGCUUUCAGGAGUUGAUAUCAAUACUCAACAGAGCUUUGAAGCCCUGUCAGAGCGAGCUGUUGCUGUAGUAGUGGACCCAAUUCAGAGUGUUAAAGGAAAGGUUGUUAUUGAUGCCUUCAGACUGAUCAAUGCCAAUAUGAUGGUUUUGGGACAUGAACCAAGACAAACGACAUCAAAUCUAGGUCAUUUAAACAAACCAUCAAUCCAGGCCUUAAUCCAUGGUUUAAACAGGCAUUACUAUUCAAUAACUAUCAACUACAGGAAAAAUGAACUGGAGCAAAAGAUGCUGCUAAAUUUGCAUAAAAAGAGCUGGAUGGAGGGUCUCACACUUAAAGACUACAGUGAGCACUGCAAAUUGAAUGAAACCAUUGUCAAAGAAAUGUUGGAACUGGCUAAAAACUACAAUAAGGCUGUAGAAGAGGAGGAUAAAAUGACACCUGAGCAGCUGGCUAUCAAAAAUGUUGGAAAACAGGAUCCAAAGCGUCACUUGGAGGAACACGUUGAUGUUCUGAUGACCUCAAAUAUUGUGCAGUGCUUGGCAGCCAUGUUGGAUACUGUUGUUUUUCAGUAGUUGCAGCCUUUAUAUAAGCAUUAUAAUCAUUUUGUUUUUUUAUUAUUAAACUUGUGUAUUAAUUUUGUAAACUAAGGCUUUAGAAAAGUGUAUUUAUCUUAAAUCAUUUUUUCAUUUUGCUCUGACACUUUCUGAUGAGGAGGCUGGCAGACUGUGUGAAAAGUUGUGUACACUGCUAUUUUACAAAAUCCUUAUCUGUACAGAAUUUGGCAAGUUAUGUGAAAUUCAAUACUACCAAAUAAUAAAAAAUGUCUCGAUUAUUUACAUA
Polypterus senegalus (gray bichir) is the source of this 1361-nucleotide messenger RNA. It is a transcript of the gene psmd14, whose product is annotated as proteasome 26S subunit, non-ATPase 14. The coding region runs from base 161 to 1093 and encodes 310 amino acids. Gene Ontology annotation, cellular component: proteasome regulatory particle, lid subcomplex. The record is from RefSeq and is a predicted model, not a curated record. NCBI's taxonomy places the organism in Eukaryota, Metazoa, Chordata, Cladistia, Polypteriformes, Polypteridae. Gene Ontology annotation, molecular function: metallopeptidase activity; protein binding; proteasome binding. Gene Ontology annotation, biological process: proteasome-mediated ubiquitin-dependent protein catabolic process; protein deubiquitination. The transcript has 11 exons.